AUGGUUGGUGAACGUGGAGCUUUAUUGUCGGGCGGUCAAAAACAACGUAUCGCGAUUGCUCGUGCUAUUAUUAAAGAUCCAAAGAUUUUGUUACUCGAUGAAGCUACUAGUGCUCUUGAUACACAAAGUGAGGGUAUCGUUCAAAAUGCAUUGAAUAAAGCCUCAAAGAACCGCACAACGAUAAUUAUUGCCCAUCGUUUGUCCACCAUUCGUAAUGCGACAAAGAUUAUUGUGAUGAAUAAAGGCGUUAUUGUGGAAUCGGGUACACACAAAGAGCUUAUGUACAAAAAAGGUUUCUAUUCUAAACUUGUUGAAAUUCAACAGAUUCAACGGUCUUUAGAAGUUGAAGAAAACCUUAAUAAAUUGAAUUCAUUUAUAACUUCGCUGAAAGAUGAUGUUACUGAAUCAUUCAUUAUCAAGGAUGAAGAUCACAAGUAUUUGUUGUCUUCUCAUUUGAAUCAAAAAUCUGAUAUUGAAAUGGGAUUAGAACAUGAUUAUCAUUUUACUGCUUGGGAAUUGAUCAAAAAAGUAGCGUCCAUCAAUAAACAUGAAUUUUCUAUGCUUUCCAUAGGUGUAAUGGCAUCAAUAAUUUGUGGUUGCGUUUACAUAGUUUCUGCUGUUAUCCUUGCUAAUAUGAUCCAAACAUUCUCAGAAACUGGAAAUACUUUACGUCGUGAUGCUACUUUCUGGUCUCUUAUGUUUCUUGGACUUGCUGUGAUAAACUUUUUUGCGUAUUUUUUCCAAAAUGUUGCACUUGGAUUUUCGAGUGAAAAGCUUACCGAACGGAUCCGAUCUAUGUCUUUUUCUUCUAUUUUACGACAAGAUAUUUCCUUUUUUGAUGAUGAGAAUCAUGGUGUGGGUGUUUUGACUAGUCACUUAUCAUUAGAUAUAACUCAUAUUAAUGGUUUAGCUGGUUUUAGACUUGGAAAUAUAAUACAAGUACUGGCUUUGAUAUUUGUUUCCGUAAUAGUGGCUUUUAUAGCUGGUUGGAAGUUCACUUUGGUUUGUUUAUGUUGUGCACCUUUUAUGAUUGGUGCUGGCUUAUUACAUAUAAAAAUGAUAAGUGGUUUUCAUCAAAAAUCUAAGAAAGCUUAUGAAUAUUCUGCCCAAGUAGUUUGUGAAGGUGUUGAUAAUAUUCGAACGGUUGCUGCUUUUACUCGUGAGGAUGAUUUAUGGAGAAUAUAUCAUAAUUUACUAGAUGAACCCAUGCGCCAAGGUGUUAAAAAUGCUUUAUUAGGCUCCAUUACCUUUGCUUUCUCAAACAGUAUGUACUUUUUAGUAGAUGCUUUAACAUUUUGGUAUGGUAGUAAAUUGUUUAUGGACGAUGAAUAUGAUCUUUUAAAAACGUUUACGGUUCAUAACACCAUUAUAAUGGGAUCAUCAUUUGCUGGUCGUCUCCUUGCUUAUGCUCCAGAUAUGGCCAAAGCGAAAUCUGCAUCUGCCACCAUAAUAUCAUUAUUAGGACGUGUUCCUAUAACUGAUACAUGGUGUCAAAAUGGUGAAAAGUUUAAAACUGUCCAAGGUCACCUUAAAUUCUCUGAUGUCCAUUUUCAUUAUCCGAUUCGAUCUAGUGUUCCAGUUCUUCGAGGUUUAAAUUUAGAUGUCAAACCUGGUCAAUAUGCAGCAUUAGUUGGUCCAUCAGGAUGUGGUAAAAGUACUAUAAUAAGUCUUAUUGAAAGGUUUUAUGAAGUGACGAGUGGUGAAAUUACAAUUGAUGGAUUAAAUAUUGCUAAAAUGAAUGUGAACAAUCUUCGAGAGCACAUUGCUCUUGUAAGUCAAGAACCAUCAUUGUACGAUAUGACUAUAAAGGACAAUCUUUUUCUCGGUUGUCGACCUGGACAAAAUAUUACUCAAAAUGAUAUAGAAAAGGCAUGUCGGGAAGCAAAUAUUCAUGAAUUUAUUGUUAGAUUACCUAAAGGUUAUGAUACAUAUGUUGGUAAACGAGGAAUACAACUUUCUGGCGGUCAAAAACAACGAAUUGCUAUUGCCAGAGCACUUAUUCGAGACCCAAAAAUUUUAUUACUUGAUGAAGCAACAUCAGCUUUGGACUCAGAAUCAGAAAAGGUUGUACAAGAAGCUCUUGAUGUUGCUGCUCGUGGGAGAACAACCUUAGCAAUUGCACAUAGAUUGUCAACAAUUCAGCAUGCUGAUGUUAUAUUUGUUAUAAAAGAUGGUAAAGUUCAUGAACAAGGCACGCAUAAAGAACUAUUAAAACUGCAGGGAAUUUAUUGUAUGAUGGUUCAAGAACAACACUUGGGAGAAUUGAAUUGA
Racocetra persica is the source of this 2271-nucleotide messenger RNA. The record is from the annotation of a GenBank genome assembly. Lineage: Eukaryota; Fungi; Glomeromycota; Glomeromycetes; Diversisporales; Gigasporaceae.